This is a messenger RNA of Acanthosepion pharaonis, 1842 nucleotides long. Lineage: Eukaryota; Metazoa; Mollusca; Cephalopoda; Sepiida; Sepiidae. The record is from the annotation of a GenBank genome assembly.
AUGGAUUUUUUCAGCUAUCCUGACGUGGAUAGCAAUGACCCUCUAUCAAUUAAUGCUAUGUUCGAGCACUUCGACCAUGAAGAUGUUUCGAACGAACUGGAGGAACUUCUUCAGUGUACUCUAACAGAAGAGAACCGAUCGAACGUUUGGUUGGCGGAUGGAACAGAACAAAACGUGCCCCGGACGACUUCAGUAUCGACACCCGCACUGCCUGCAGUGACCGGGGUUGCGAUUUCGGACCUGGCGGCAGACAGCCGGAUUCGAAACCGCAACAGCCUCAGCAAUUUGGCCAGCAACACGAACGGAACCAUUCAUAUCAACGGUUCGAACCCCCGGGUGUUCGUCGAUCAUAUGAAAGAGACAGAAAAUUCCAAUCCGAACUUAACAGUCAACCAGCGGACUGGAUUACCAAUCAAUCGGCACGCAAGUCGUGACCAACCUGUUAAACAGUGCACGGCCGUUCUCUUAGGGACAGUAGGUCAGCUGUCCAAAAACGGGCUGACGGCAGGUGCUCAACACCAUUCCGUUCAUUCACCUUUGCAGUCGAGUAUAGUGAACCACAGCAAUAACAGUAGCGGCCAAGAACCUCCGCGACAUCAGGAUGAGACUACGACAGCUACUCCAUUGUCGCCCAUAUUCUUAUUGCAGUCAUACCCUCAACAAACGCAGACACAACAGCAGCAACAACAACGAAUUCUCCAAGAUACAGAACAGAGGAAACAUCAAGGAAUGCUGGGAAAUAUUUUCUUGCAUUCCCAGAACAUACUUCCAGGUAAUGGUAACAUUGCUAUCCAACCAAUGGAAACAAAUGAGUACACUUGUAAGACGAAUAAAACUCCACGGACAAUGGACCAUUUCCGGAGUAAUCUCCACCCGACAGUGGACACAUCUGCCCUGGCCGACACCCUCACUUGUGAGGAUCUGGUCAGAGAUGGACAUAUCAGCGACAAAACCUACCCCAAGCCUGUUUAUUCCUACAGUUGCUUGAUUGCGAUGGCGCUUAAAAACAUCGUAUAUACGUCUCUCCUCAUAACACCUGUGCAAUUCUCUCUUUUAGUCGUGUAUACGUCUCUCCUCAUAACACCUAUUCAAUUCUCUUUUUUUAGUCGUCAUGCAACUAACGAACUGGGAGUUACAGUAAUCUUUUCUCAUGGCCGAAAACACGGGGGGAUUCCAGUUGACGGCGAUCGAGGGAAGUCAACAAAGCUGUUUCGAACGUGGUUGCAUGCAAAUGAUGACAUUUUUGUACGAUUGACCUUGAAACCAAAGGCACUUCUCUCUUUCUCACUCUCUCAAUCUCCCUCUGUUUUCCCCCUUUCAUUCUCUCUUUUCCUCUUUCAAUUGUGUUCUCUCUCUUUUUUCUUUUUCUGUUCCCUUCUCUUUCUCUCUCUUUCUCAUUCCCUUUCUUUCUCUUUCUCUCUCUAUUUCUGUCUUUAUCUGCUUUCUCUCUAUUUCUCUCUCUCUCUCGUUUUCUUCUCUAUCUCUCUAUCUCUUGUUAUUCCCUUUUUUUCUUUCUAUUUUUCGUUUUCUUUCUUUCUUUCUUUUUCACUUUCUUUAUUUUUCCUCCCUUUCUUCUUUUGUCUUUUUCCAAUCUCCUGUUUUUCCUCUCACUAUUUUCUUUCUUUCUCUCUUUCUUUCUUAUAUUUAUUUGUUUCUUUCUGUUUGCCUUUCUUUUUCUUUUUCUUACGUUCUUUUUCUUUAUAUAUUUAUUUACUUAUUUAUUUGUCUUUCUCUUUCCGUUUCACUCCUCUCACACUUUUUUCUCUCCCUCUCUCUUUCUUUCUCUCCAUCUCUCUUUCUUUCUUUCUUUCUUUUUCUCUUUCUUUCAUUUUUUUUCCAUGA